AAAAAAAAUAGUCAUGUCUGACACUGUUCAUCAAGUUCCUUCGCGUCUUUUAGACUCUUCAAAAUGUCCUAAACCUCAUAUCGAUUCCUUUGAGAAAUAUAAAAAAAUUUAUGAAGAGAGUAUCAAGGACCCUCAAGCAUUCUGGGGAAAACAAGCCAAGGAACUUCUACAUUGGCAUAAACCUUUCGAAACUGUUCUGACUGGCGGACUUGAGCAUGGGGAUGUAGCUUGGUUCCGUGAAGGUGAAUUGAAUGCUUCUUAUAAUUGUAUUGAUAGACACGCUCUUGCCAAUCCCGAUAAGGUUGCAAUUAUUCAUGAAGCUGAUGAACCAGGAAAUUCUCGUCGUAUAACUUACGGAGAAUUAUUACAUGAAGUUAGUCGUCUUGCCAAUACCUUAAAGUCAUUAGGAUUAAAGAAAGGUGAUACAGUGGCCAUUUAUAUGCCCAUGAUUCCUGAAGCUGCGGUAGCAUUCUUGGCAUGUGCAAGAUUAGGCCUAGUCCAUUCUGUUGUAUUUGCCGGAUUCUCUUCUGAAGCAUUACGUAGUCGUAUUAUCGAUGCCUCAAGUAAACUAGUUAUUACAGCUGAUGAAGGAAGACGUGGGGGUAAAACCAUCCACACAAAAAAGAUCGUUGACGUUGCAUUAGAAGGAUGUUCUACGGUUGAGCACGUACUCGUAUUUCGUCGUACCGGAUCUGAAGUUCCAUUCUCUGCUCCGCGUGAUUUAUGGUGGCAUGAGGAAUUGGAAAAACAUCGACCCUAUUGUCCACCUGAAAUUGUUAAUGCAGAAGAUCCACUGUUUUUACUUUAUACUUCAGGGUCAACAGGAAAACCUAAAGGUGUUGUUCAUGCUACAGCAGGAUAUUUACUGGGAGCGGCAAUUACUUUUAAAUAUACUUUUGACUAUCAAGAAAAUGAUGUUUAUGGAUGUAUGGCAGAUAUUGGAUGGAUUACAGGACAUACUUAUAUCAUAUAUGGGCCAUUACUAAAUGGGGCCACAACAGUAUUAUUCGAGUCCACACCAGUCUAUCCUACAGCAAGUAGAUAUUGGGAAGUUGUUGCUCAACAUAAAAUUACUCAAUUAUAUACUGCACCAACUGCAAUUAGAUUAUUAAGAAGAUUUGGUAAUGAUUAUGUUAAAGGUCAUGAUUUAUCUAGUCUUAGAAUUAUUGGUUCCGUAGGGGAACCGAUUAAUCCUGAAGCUUGGGAAUGGUAUUAUGAAGUAGUAGGAAGAAAAGAAUGUUCAGUAGUUGAUACUUAUUGGCAGACGGAAACCGGUUCUAUCGUCCUCACACCUCUACCGGGAGCAACUCCAAUGAAACCAGGUUCUGCUACUUUCCCAUUCUUUGGUAUUGAACCUGCAGUAUUAGAAGCCGAAACAGGAAAAGAACUUGAAGGGAAUGAUGUCGAAGGAGUUUUGGUAAUUAAAAAUCCUUGGCCUUCGAUGGCAAGAACCGUUUAUAAUAAUCAUCAUAGAUAUAUGGAUACUUAUUUAAAUGUUUAUAAAGGUUAUUAUUUCACUGGGGAUGGAGUUGGUAGAGAUCAUGAUGGUUUUUAUUGGAUUAGAGGUCGUGUAGAUGAUGUUAUUAGUGUCUCAGGUCAUCGCUUAUCUACUGCUGAAAUUGAAUCUGCUUUAAUUUCACAUCAAUCUGUUGCAGAAGCUGCUGUAAUUGGUGUACAUGACGAUUUAACAGGUCAAUGUGUACAUGCUUUUUGUACCCUUAAACCUGAUCAAGGUGGAACUGAUGUUAGCGAAUUGGUUUUACAAGUUAGGAAAGUUAUUGGACCUUUUGCUGCUCCAAAGAAGAUUUAUAUUUCUAGUGAUUUACCUAAAACUCGUAGUGGUAAAAUUAUGAGGCGUGUUCUUAGAAAAAUUGUUUCUGGAGAAACCAAUCAAUUAGGUGAUUUAAGUACUUUAGCUGAUCCUUCUAUUAUUCCUGUUUUAAUUGAUAUUGUUCAAAAAUCAUAAAUUUUUGUAAAAUCAUGUGUUUAUUAGUUUAUUGUACGAUUAUAUUUAUAUAUUUCAUUUACCUAUCUCAAUUAAACAUGUUGAAUUUCGUUCUUUUGGCUACUGAAAGUCGUUUAUUUUGGUUUUUAUUAAAUAAAUUACUAUAAUUUUAAUACAAUUUUUUUUUGUAAUUAUACAAACACAAGCUAAAGGAUCUAAUUAU
Rhizophagus irregularis DAOM 181602=DAOM 197198 is the source of this 2168-nucleotide messenger RNA. RefSeq lists its product as uncharacterized. NCBI's taxonomy places the organism in Eukaryota, Fungi, Glomeromycota, Glomeromycetes, Glomerales, Glomeraceae. The record is from RefSeq and is a predicted model, not a curated record. Gene Ontology annotation, molecular function: AMP binding; acetyl-CoA synthetase activity. Gene Ontology annotation, cellular component: cytosol.